Symbiodinium sp. CCMP2592 is the source of this 4596-nucleotide messenger RNA. The record is from the annotation of a GenBank genome assembly. Lineage: Eukaryota; Dinophyceae; Suessiales; Symbiodiniaceae.
AUGAGUGGCACAGGACUGGGAUGGCCCGCUUUAGUGCCACCAUACCGCAACCGCCUUGAAGAGUGGUUUAGCACGCCUGAGAAAUUGUUUGCCUCCUUCGACACGAGGGAAGAGCUUGUAUCAUUGCUUAGGGCUUGCGAUAACACGCUUCUUGAAAGUAGCCUGCAGUUGAUUGCGGAUGCACUUCUUGAAUGGCAUGCAGACAAUGCCCGCACAGUUGCGAGUGGGCGCAGGGAAGCAAGGAGGCGCUUGACAGAGUGCUUGCCCAGUGUCCCGGGAACUGGCCUUAGCUUGCAUGAGCAUUACAAUCAGAUCGCACUUCAGAGUCCACUUGCGUUGCUUCCGGUUCUUCGCAAGCGGAAGUUAGCUACUGAUAGGGUCGUAGAUCGCGGUGCCAGGGCCACUGAAGAGAUACGACUUCGGCAGGAGUAUGCAUUGCGUCUUGCAGCCAUCAUGCAGGAGGCGCAACUGCCGGUGUGCAAGGUGCUUGCAGGGGUCAGCAAUGCCGAGGAAGCCUGGCCACGGCUGUUCGGGACCCGUCGCUCCAAGACAUUGAGGAAUCGCUUUAGGGCUUGGGAUAAGUUUCGGGAAUGGUUGCUUUAUAGCCGUGGCAGAAGCUAUCCGGAAGGGGUAGCUGAUGUGCUAGACUAUGCCAAUGAACGAUUCCAGGAAGGAUGUGGAAAGACAGUCCUCGAAAGCCUGCAAGCCUCUCUCAGUGUAAUUGAAGGUGUAGGGCGCGUGCCGUCUACGCAGCAGAUAUCUCAGGAUCCCACAUGGCAGGCGCAGCUCAAAAGUUACACAGCCGAUUUGAUUUCGGCGGCACCGCCGGAGCAGCCAGCCAGCAUGCUCACCGUUGCUAUCGUCCUCGCAUGUGAGAUCUUCGUCUGCACGCCUGGGGAGCCUAGUUACUUGAGAGCAUUGGGCUUUGUAUGCUUAUUGAUGGUUUGGGGGUCACUUCGGGCUGAUGAUGUUCAGGGGCUCUUGCCGCAGACCAUGCUUCUGGACGAGCGAGGGCUUAGCAUUGAUCUCGCGCGGUCCAAGACUACAGGGCCCGACAAAAGGACCCACACCGUCAAGGUCUUCGUGGAACGGAGUAUCUCUCUGACAGGGCAUGACUGGCUGAAGGCCGGAUAUGCACUUUGGAAGGAUUUCGAUUUUGAGAGGGAUUAUUUGGUUUUGAAGGCCAAUGAAGGUUUCACGGAACCCCUUGAGAAGUCGGUGCCUUCCUCCACGGUGGCCCUUUACUUCCGCAAAGUUCUCAGUGAGUUGAAGACGCCCAAGCGUGAGGGGCGCACCUGGAAGGCCAAUGAUCAGCGUCCGCUGCUCCCAGGAUACACUUCCAGUCACUUUACGGGCCAUUCUGCGAGGAACUUCCUUAGCUCGGUCGGAGCGGCCAUCGAUGUCGACCCCAGGGAGCUUGAUUAUCUGGGUCGCUGGAAGGUAGGUGGCGAAGGUUCUGCAACCUACAUUCGCACUUCUAGGCAGGUUGUGCAUCGUCUCCAGAGUCACAUUGCUUGUUCUCUUGUCACCGGACAGCCUAAGCACUACAUCGAGGUGGAUUCCAUCAAGGCUUUGACGGACUAUGCAGCUAAGGCGGGGGAGAGCGAAUCUCAGGUUCGUCGCCGUCACACCCUCCUCGAGGGAUCCAAAGGCUUGGGCGGAUCGUGGCCAACUCUGGCAUUGGAAGUGGGUGUUGCGGCACCACCUUCUCCAGUCGAGCAGGUCUCGAUGCCAGGCAGCCGGGGGGAUUACUUCAUCGUUACCUCUCGCACCACAGGCCUGAGGCGUUUGCACAUGUUGGGUUGCUAUGUCAAGCCUGAGAAUUGUUACGAUGUAAAAUUUGUCAAUCAUGUCGGCGCGGAGGACGUCGAUAACAUUUGCAAAGAUUGCAAAGCAAGAAUGAAGGCUCAGGCCGGAGAGGAGGAAUCAGACCCCUCCAGCAGUGACAGUGGGAGGAAGUCUCACUCGGCGCAGGCCGUGAGGUGCCGACGGAUUCCGCAUCCUGUCACAGGCCUCAGGGCGACGGGCGGACACAUCGCAGUGCAGCUAAAGGCCUCAGGGCGGCUAGCAAUCCAAGUCCUACAGGGCCACAGGCGAUUCCAGGCAAUCGCCGAUUCCCGGCCGGAAGCUCGGGCUGCUGGGAAGGCGGACUUUGGUUUGGAUGAUGGGGCUGCAGAUGGGCGACAACAAAUCGCGGGGGUCGUCGCUGCAUGGGAACUUGCGCGCGACGUAAUCAGCAAAGAGACGGAAACGCGAGCAGAGGCGAAAGUGUUAGGCCAGCCGCGAAUCUUGCAAGUCACAGAGAGGCAAGCAAUGCUCAAGGCGGUAGCGGCCGUUCACGGGCAGCUGGGAGAGUCGGAGACUCCAUCGUCUGAGUACCUCGCUCUCAAGUGCGAGGAGUGCGAAGCCAAUGAGCCUCAGGCUUCAACCUUGGAUGCCAUAACUUCGAAGAAGAACACGCUCACCACGAGCAUCCAGUCCAGCCUUGACGCUUCGGGGCGAAUUCAUAUUACUCAGCACAAAUCCAAGAGUGAGCUCCCGACUACUACAGAAGCUUAUCGCAAGGUCCUUCGCGUGGAAGCUUUCACAUGGCUAUGCAUGGCAUCCCGCUUUAAAUCCAAGCAGUGGCUUCAGGAUCUCAAGCUGUCUGACUUCGACCACUUCGUGAACUACAUCCUUGGCGAAAAGGUCGCCCAGCUCUCAGUGCCUACGUCUCAUCAGCCAGCCGAUGAGACCUACUUCACGACGCCGCUCGCAUUGUCCAUCAUUGAGCGACCACGCAAGUGGCACAAAGGCAAGGGCAAGAGCAAGGUAUGGACCAGUGCGGCCCAGAUUGGAAUCACUGCACCUGGGAAACAAGAAUGGACCUCAUGCGUCGCCAGUUUGCAGAGACAAGCGAGUGACGGCUUGAGCGACUUCGCCUAUGGCCUGCUCGGUCUCGGACAUGCGAUCUUCCAGGCGCUGAACCUGGUACAGGAGGCCCGCGACGUCAUCUGUGAUGUGGGCUCUUACCUUCAGUCUUUGGGCAAUGUCACUAACCUUCUUCAGUUCGAUCUUCAGCGCUCCACCGAGCAUGACUUGACUAAGGAAGGCUUGUGGCAGCACAUCUUUCAGUUGCUUGGCGAAGGGGAUUGGAUCCUCAUUGUGGAGCAGGCUAAUUAUUUUCUUGAUCAGACCGUGACGGCCUGUCAACUUGCAUGGCAGUAUAUCCUGGAGCACCCGGAGGAUCUCGGCGCGACGCCGGAUCACGAGUUACCGGCUUCCGUUUGGCAACUACCAGCUCUGCGUGAGCUCCAGGCCUUUGUCGAGCAGCCUCCGCCUUUUGCUUCAUGGCCACGCUUCGACUCCAGCGAUCGCUACGUGGGGCCGUUGCCGCCACGUGAGGCAGGUCCAAUGCAGGAAUCCCACGAGGCGACGCAGGAGGCAUGCGACGAGGAUCUCGCGUUUCUUCGCGGGCAUGGUUUCGUCCUUCCGGGCGAAGAGCACAGUGUUGAUCUUGAGGCGGUCCAGUCAGAUGAUUCGGAGGUGCUGGAGGGGGGCGAGGUCGAAAGACCGGAGCCCUUCAAGCAUCAGGAGUGCCACAACAUCGGGCUGCCUUUGAACCUCGAGUGGGAUGGCAAAACUCAGCCGAUCACGGAUGGCUUUGGACUCUGCUCACCCACUAGAUGGCCUCCGGAAGCCAGGGGGGGCCUGCUGCCCAAGCAGGCUUUGGAGUUCGCCACUGCCAUGCAUCAAGUGCUUCGAGACUUUGUAGCGGACGUUGUGCCUGAUAUCAGGCGCACGGCGAUGGAGCUUGCGCUAGGCAAGUGUACGGAUCUUGAUGUGGUGCCGAGUGGCCAGCCAUUCUUCUUGCAUGCUGUGUCUGCGACAGCGCGGCUGUUGCAGGACCCAGAUUGGAAAGCCGUUUCUUGCCAGGAGGACUCCUAUGUCAGCGGGGUCGCCGCAGCAAGAUCGGUCAAGAGAGCAGGCGUGGCCUUUCGCACUGAUGCAAAGUGUGCGGACGGGUACGUGGUCCUUGGGGGUUGGGAUUGCGCAGGCACAACUCAGGAGUCCAGGUGGUUCUCACUUCGACUUACUCCCUCAGAGGCCCCUUACCUCUUUGACUCAGAAGGUCACAGUCAGUGGGCUUCGGCAUCGGCUGAAUUGCUGGCCACGCUGGCCGCACUGCACAUCUUCGGUCACCUUGAAGCCGGGCCAACUAGGCGUUUGAUGAAGGUUGAGGUUUUAGCCCAGACGGAUAAUAAGUCUAACGAGGGCUUGACUCGCAAGGGUUCUACAACGCGCUGGCCCUUGCUCAUGGUGAACAUGCAGCUCACCCAUGUUCUCAUGAAGGCCGGCUUGCGGUUGAACUUGGGAUGGCGUCCCCGGGAUGAAAAUCAGGAAGCCGAUGAUUUAACCAACGAAAUCUUCGACCGUUUCUCUGAGGAGUUGCGGGUCCCAGUGCAGUACUCCGAAUUGCCGCUUUCCUUUCUUCACACUCUUUACGAAGCCAGGCGUGCACAGCUGAGCACCCGUGAAGUGGAUUCCAUUCGCGACACGGUCGGUGGCAGGCCACGCUUCAGAGGCAAGAGAAAGAGAGAGAAGUCUCCUUGGUGA